CGACAGCAAAGCAGUCUCAAAGAUAACGAAGUGGAAGUGGAAGUGCCCGCCGCCCACUACUAGAGUCGGUACCGUUCAUCAUCCAUCACCCACUGCACCUCCAACCAAUCCACCACCUAUCAUCUAUCAUUCUUCCGGCCUGGCAGCUCAAUAGAACCGAGUGUCUGUGUCUUCUUCAUCUCCGCUGGACAUCACCGCCCUCGCUGGCACCGGACUCAUCAACACUACUAGUAGACACUUUGCACGCGCAUUGCAGUGGCGGCGGCCGGCCGUUUCACCCGCAUCACGGCAUGACCUGACCUGCUCGCUGCCACCCCAACUCUCAACCCACGCACAUUCUACCACUGAAACUCCACGUUCUCUGUUUGCUUUUUGAUUUUCAUUCCUUACGUCUUGCUAUCAGCCUCGUAUUCUAUUCGAUUGACGUCUUUCGUGCCUGAAAGGCCCGCCUAGGCCAGACACUCUCCAAUCACUCCAGCCUGCUGAUUCUCCUCCAGUCCUCCGCCACUGUCGCAACCACAACUCCGAUCCUCAUCCUACCGUUGCUGGUCUCUGUUCAUUUGCAAUUCUCAUGUCGCCUGUCCAUGUCAGCGUCGCAUGGAGGUCCAAAUCCCAUCACCGUCUGCGUUUUUGAAGGACUCUUCUGUGAUUAGUCCUACUACAAGCACGGCAGCCAAACGACCUGCUGUUACCAAACCCAGAACAACUGCUAUCAGCAGACCUCCUACCAAACUUGCACCAGCAGUCCAGGAUGGCGCGGUAACCAAACCGAAGCAGAGCAAGAGUCGAAAUGGCUGUAUGACUUGCAAGAAAAAGAGGCUCAAAUGCGACGAGACAAAGCCGUCGUGUGUCCAAUGUCAGAAGCGAAGCGUUGAGUGUGAGGGAUACAGGAAGGACUACAAAUGGCGGAGCUUCGAAGAAACCAAUUUCACCUCCAAACCCACUGCGAAGCGGAAGGCCUUCCGAUCUAAUUCUUCGUCUGGUGCCGUUGACCAUGCUGCUGCCCGACCGCUUGACAUUCCAGGAAGCUGCAGACCCAUACCCCGACGUAUUGCUGUGAAUAAUGUGGACCCUCCUCAAACAUGGUCGCCAGGUCUUCAUUCGGCCUUUGCUACGGCCGCCUACGCCUUCCACGGCCAGAGUCAAGCACCUCACGCGCAGUCAGGUUCAGAGCAAGAAGCGCAUGACAAGAUGAACCAGUGUUUCUUCCCUGAACCUAGCCGGAUUGAUUACUCUACCUAUGUUCCUCCUUUCGACGUGGAGGGCAUAACGCCCGGAUUCUCCUAUGGCGAUCAUCACCCGGAUCCUUAUGGAUUUUUAUCGACCACCAACACCUCGUCCGUGAAUGACAGCAAUAGCGCAAAAUCGUUCUCCUCUGGAUCGCCUCAACUCAUGGACAUGCCUUUUCCGGGACCGGAAAUGCACCGGCCGCCCGACCCACCAGAUAUCCGACCUCCCAUAUCUCCUUUGUCGUAUCAACCAUCAAACUUCGACCUCGACAUGCCUGACGAUGGCGAUGACUUUGACGAGGAAAUCGUCCGAUCUGACGUUAUGGCGACAACGUCAGAUAUGCCAGCAAUGACGCUCCCUACGCCCACAUCUUUGAUCGACCCUACCUCAGGCGCUUCGACAUGGCAAGGAUUCCGAGCAGCAUCUCCAACGCCCAGCGAGGCUUCAACAUCGUCUUCCAAAUCCAGCGACAUGACAAUCCUUGCACAACCAUCUCUGGACGUCUCGUCCCCCGAAAUGCUUAUGCUCCGAUUCGAUAAACAAACAUGCGGUAUCUUGUCCGUUAAAGAUGGCCCAACCGAAAACCCCUGGCGUACAUUGAUCUGGCCAUUAGCUCGCGAAUCUCCUGCUUUAUAUCAUGCCAUCUCGGCAAUGACCGCGUUUCAUGGGGCUCACGAAAUUCCGGAUUUACACGUGCCAGGAAUGGCCCAUAUGAACAAAUCAAUAAAGCGGCUGGCACAGGAGAUGGGAAACAUGAGGCUAGACUCGGCGCUGGCAACGUCCCUAGCACUGGGCCUCAGUGAAGGCUGGGACCGUCAUGUAAGCACCGGUGUACAACAUCUGAGAGGAGCCAAAGUCAUGGUCAACAAUGUGAUUGUCAAGCAGCGCCAGGACAUGCAGCCAGGCCGGAUGAGCACACAGGAUGCCACUCGCCUCAAAUUUCUCUGCAACACGUUCGUCUACAUGGAUGUCAUAGCGAGAUUGACCUCGUUGGAACAACCGCAUGACCUUGAUAUUGAUGAGAUUUUGGAAACCGUCAACUCCCCGUUUGGAGACCAGGUCGAGGUGGACCCCCUCAUGGGUUGCGCAACCACGCUCUUCCCACUGAUAGGCCGUGUUGCACGCCUUAUUCAACGUGUACGCAAGACCGAUUCAAACUCCUUGACAUUGGUGUCCACGGCGAUGGAGCUCAAAGAAGAAUUGCAACAGUGGCAGAUUCCGAGUGUUGGCGUUUUUGAGAGACCGGAAGAUCCUAAUUCAGAGGUGCAGCACUCAAUUCAGACGGCGGAGGCGUACCGUUAUGCAACACUUCUCUAUCUGCACCAGGCUGUCCCUGAAAUUCCCAGUGAUGGCAUCCAGAGCCUGGCGAAGAAGGUGCUCGUUACCCUUGCUUCUGUACCUUUGUCCUCGCGUGCAACUAUAGUGCAGAUAUUUCCAUUGUUGGCUGCGAGCUGCGAAGUUACGGACCCGGAUGACAGAACCUGGGUGAGACAGCGGUGGGCCGCGAUGAUAGCGCGCUUGAAGCUUGGAAACGUCAAAUCUUGCUGGCGGGUUGUGGAAGAGGUCUGGAGGCGCCGUGAUUGUUAUGAGAACGGAAAGGCGGAUCGUUUACGCAGACGGUAUAAUUCGCGGGGGGUUCCAGGUGGGAGCUUUAUUCCCCCUGUUCUCAACAUGCCACCGGGUCUCAAGCGAAAGGGCCACACUUCUGAUGGCGACCUGGGUGAUGACGCAAUAUUCGCAGAAGGCAAUGCCAAUGUCCUCGGGUCCACCUCGACGCCCGAAGAAGCAUACGAUCCGGUUCGGUUGCUGAAAAGAAGGGUCACGAUAGAUUCUACGACUCAACAAGAUGGUGUGUCAAAUUGGAAGCUCCAUGUCAACAACAGAAACCUUCCUGCCUCAAUGCCUGGCUCUUGCGUGGGGAUCUCGCGUCGACCUACUGGAGAUAUUGUCUCACCAGGCCAACUUGAACACGAGUAUACUGUGCGAGGAAGGCUCCAUUGGUUAGGCGUUAUGGCCGAGUGGCACUGGGAAGUGUUUCUUGGAUAACCGAGAGGAUGAUAAUAUCCGCAGGGCUGCACAUCCAUUUGCGAAUGUGCGUUCAGCUUCGAAUGUUUCUUACCACUCAACGCACUCUUGCUCGAUGGACUUGCUGAGCAACACUCUCGAUAAAAAUGCCGCGACUGCUUGUUGAUACAGUGGUGGUGGUUGUGUUGCCGACAACUUGGCGAGGAGAUUCGCUGUACUGGUGUGAGGGAGCGAGUCCCUUUCUCGACGAGGCCGGUAUCGAACAUCAUCAACUCGUGCUUCCGCCUUAGGGUUUCCAGAUCCAUCCACUGGGAUUCAGGAGAUUGUUCCCUCUGGUCAAUGCUGAUGGCGCAAUGGUUCAGGACGCCAGGCCUGUUAUUGUCCUGUUUCCUGCCGACGACGCUCCCCUUGGUCUGCUCACGAGUCACCAGGAAUUGCCGCAUGCUUGCUCUGUAUUCCUCGAGCUCGGGACUCUGGGGUAACUUUAAUGUCGAUGGGAUCUCGGCUGUUGUUUCCCGCUCAUCUGCCCGGUUUCCGACCCUCUGACUUUUGCUCUGGUCGCCGAUCACCACAGGGUGUGUCAAGGUGCUCAUCUUGUCGAGCCCGACCGUCUGAGUAUCUGUGAUGUUAUAGUCCUCAGCCCUGAGGCCGAGCCAGAUUUUUUUGCCUUUUUUGCGCUUUCUAACGAAUGUUUUCCGGCUGUUAUGUAUUUAUUUACGUUUAUGACGACGGGACAGAUUGGCGCUGUGGCGUGAGAUCUGUUGGGUUUGAUUUUGACGGUUGCUUUAUAUAUUGUUUAUGCUCAAGGUAUCUUUCGACUUCCCGGUGGACAAUGCUAGCAAGGCGUUCUUUCGGGUAUUUUUCUGGCUGCCUUGGGUCGCGAAUUGGCUAUGUUGCAGUGGCGCUAUGGAGAUGCAGAGGUAUACAUGCGGGCGUUCGUAUGGUUUCAAAGAAUGGCGAUUCGGUACGGGAGAGACAAGAAGGGUGUCCUCGGCAUCCAGCCUCCGCCCAGACUGGAUGGAUGGCGGAAUAUGUAGGCCGUAGAUGAGACGUAACUUGACAUAGAUUUCAAUGCGAACGAAGCGGUCCGACUCGCAGGUUGCAUAUGGGAUGUUUUCCGCAGGUCGUCGUUUUGUUGCACGAGGGUGGCUCUCAAAGGGCGAGCGAGAGCGAGGAAGAGACUUUUAUGGAGCGAGAUUCUCCACCACCACUGAGGUCAGGUCGAAUGGAUGACAAACAUAGACUGUGAUGUAGCAGAAGCACGAUCGGAGGCAGAUUCAACUUCUUAUUACUAUUAGGUAUAUUUAAUACCAUUGAUGAGGUAGCAUUACUAUUACUGUACUACUAGCUAGGUAGGAAAUUGCUAUUGCUAUUGCCCCGGUGGUGCUAUCAUGCCACAGAGCUUGCUCGAGUGGACUGAGCGAGUGAGUGCUUCUCAUCUGAUUCCCGUCAAGCACUCGGAGUCCAUAAAUAUACGUACCCACUACACUCGGGACCUUCAG
Molecule: messenger RNA, 4757 nt
Organism: Exophiala dermatitidis NIH/UT8656
Lineage: Eukaryota; Fungi; Ascomycota; Eurotiomycetes; Chaetothyriales; Herpotrichiellaceae
Exons: 3
Coding region: 598-3276 (892 amino acids)
Biological process (GO): positive regulation of transcription by RNA polymerase II
Cellular component (GO): nucleus
Molecular function (GO): transcription cis-regulatory region binding; DNA-binding transcription factor activity, RNA polymerase II-specific; zinc ion binding
Source: RefSeq, a predicted model, not a curated record